Molecule: messenger RNA, 5165 nt
Organism: Xyrichtys novacula (pearly razorfish)
Lineage: Eukaryota; Metazoa; Chordata; Actinopteri; Labriformes; Labridae
Source: the annotation of a GenBank genome assembly
AUGGAGGCGUGUCCUCUGACGCAAGCACGCACGUAACGGCCACAGCCUCGCUCUCCUCUGUCUGCACGCGCCAGACUAUUAUAAAUACAAGCCGCACUGGGUACCUAACACUGCUUCUUCUCCCAUCGUUGGACAGAUCGGAUUUCACUCAGGAGUGUUUUAACGCCGCUUCAUUCCCGUCUGGUAUUUUUCUAAAUUAUUCUAUGUCUCUUUUUUUUCGUUUUAGUCGAGGGCUUUCUGCUUGAGUGUGAUAAAGACAGCAGGAAUGUGCUAAUCUUGCCGAGCUAACUAAAGGAAGCGAAGCAGUUCAGGCUGUAUCUAUGAGAGACACGUUUACACUCUCAACAGGAAGAAGCGGGUUUCAUUAUUAUGCAGACUGGUCCACAUCUUCUCAGUUCAUUUGACCUUUUUCUUACACUAUUUAAGCUGUGACUUUAAAACAAGGAAGAGUGGGAUGUGCCAUGAUGCGGUGUUAUGUAAUGCACGGUGGCAUUAGAGAUGCGUGGCUAUCCUCUGAUGGGCACUAAUGCUUGGUGGGGUCUUUAUUUAGCUGCUAUAUGUCAUGGUAGGGGUGUGUGGUGGAGGCAGCUCCCCGUCGACCUAUCAUCUCUCUAGAGCAGGAUAAAUGGUGUGGAGGUGUCACUAAUGGCACGGGUCCAUUGGCCUUGAUGCAGCCCAGUCCAGGUGCUGUCUGUUUGCUUUGUGUAUUUAUUCACUGUUCAGGGUUAUUGAUUAUCCAGAGUAAAGUACUGGAUAACCCAUGUUCCACUCAAGGAACCUUUUAUUUCAACACUACUGUACUUUUCUUAUCAAGUUGUAAGUGAUGUCAUGGAAUUUUUUUGUACACUUAUGCAAUAUUUAUUCACCUGAAACAGUAGUCGCAGUAGGAUCAGAUGAAGACUUUACUUCUUAUCUCAUCUUCAUGGUCCAAGACUGCAUGAGUCAUUUCAAAACCCCUCAUUACAACAACACAAUGUUGAGUCAUAACUUAAGAAACUAUUUUGUGCAUAAAAAAAGAGUGCAUUUGAACACUUAGACUAACUGCAGCGUUUGUGAUCGAAUAGAAAAGUCGGGAUCAUCACAGAUGAGUUGCCACGCUCAUGCCAGUGAGAUUAGCUUUUGUAAACCCACUCUCAGAGAAGGUCCUGUCCUCUAUUGUGUUGCCUUUUGAAAGAGAGGCGUUGCUCAGCAGACCUGCAAAGCCCAGCUGCACCAUGGAAUCUCAUUACGCUUUACUAUCCUGGCUGCAGACAGAGUUUUUAGGAGCCUUUAACGGUCAAGUUUAGAGUAGUUCUUGCAGGUAUAACAAGUUUAUAAGAACUUUAUUUACUAGAGAGAUGGUACAAUAACUCUACAGAAGUUUAUAAGAACUUUGUUUACUAGAGAGAUGGUACAAUAACUCUACAGAAGUUUAUAAGAACUUUGUUUACUAGAGAGAUGGUACAAUAACUCUACAGAAGUUUUGACUGUUUCUAUAUUUGGUCCUUAGUCAGAGCAACACAGCACCAUGUCAGGAAUGAUCGUCAAGUUCAGCCGCAGUGUGAGCCGUGCUGCCCCUGUCCUUAGCCGCGGCAUCCACUCUGGUAAGCGUGCAGCCUCCACAGCCGUGUCCAAACGCAAGGCAGAGCGCCCGCCGACCUCAGAGGACAUCUAUGCUCGCGAGGAAAAGUAUGGAGCGCACAACUACCAUCCCCUUCCUGUGGCUCUGGAGAGAGGGGAGGGUGAGUUAAUUUCCUUUUAAAGUCUGCAAAUUACUCGUGAGUCAUCGUCAACAACUUCCAAGAACUGUUUUUUCCCCAUGUCUACAGGCAUCUAUGUAUGGGACGUCGAGGGAAGCCGGUAUUAUGACUUCCUGAGUGCUUACAGCGCAGUAAACCAGGGUCAUUGUCACCCAAAGAUUAUUGCAGCACUGACCGCCCAGGCCUCCAAAAUCACCCUGACCUCCAGAGCCUUCUACAACGAUGUGCUGGGAGCCUAUGCAGAGUACAUCACCAACUUGUUUGGCUAUGACAAAGUCUUGCCCAUGAACACAGGUACUGCAAGGAAACAUAGAGCACUCAAUGCAAAGGUGUGUUAUACGUUUGCACAAGCGUGUGUUGACUUUUGUUCUUUUGUUAGGUGUUGAAGGUGGAGAGACUGCCUGCAAGCUUGCCCGCAAGUGGGCUUACAACGUAAAGGGUGUUCCCAAGAACAAGGCUAAAAUCAUCUUUGCAGGUACGAACAUGAAAUAUUCACAAAAGCUUCACAAUUUGGGAGUUGGUUCAGUUUGUUUGUUUUGGUUUCACAUAUGAAAAUUGUCACUAAAAUAAGGUCGACAUUUUUAGAUCUUUCUGUCAGGAAGUUUUGGUUCUAACAUAAAAAACACUUCUCCUGUAGUGCAAAUUUAGCCAUUUGUAUUGUGUGUGCAUCUGAUGGACCUCUGUGCUGUGAUGUGAUUUGAAUUUUUAAUGCUGCGACACUGAGAUUUAUGCACCACUAUUCACUCUGACAAAUACACAGACUGACAGAACCUGUGCUUAACUCAUAGUUAAGAUUUAGAGCUUGUUAAAAAAAGGGAGUAAACACGAACAAUGUAAACAACUGACUCACAAUAAGCUUAUGCACCAUUUCUCUAUGCUGCAAGCUUUCAGCAAUAACAAACCAUCUCUUCUACUUCCUGUUUAGAUGGAAACUUCUGGGGCCGCACCAUGGCAGCCAUCUCCAGCUCCAACGACCCCAGCAGCUAUGAUGGUUUCGGCCCCUUCAUGCCAGGCUUUGAGAAUGUCCCCUACAAUGACACAGCUGCUCUGGAGGUAUCACGUUUGACCAUCUUCAAAUAGAACAGCUCAAAAUGUAUCAUGUUUACUUUUAUUCCUUAGGGGAAUACACCCGUGACUUUAGCACUGUUACAAGUAGCCAAAGUGUAGAAUAGUCUCUUCAACACAGCUUUUUUAUGCGCCUUGUAAAAAUACAAAGAGGGUUUCUCUUUCAUUCACUGCAGACAAAACUGUCUGCUCUCAUAUAUCACAACAAACCUGCAUGCGCCUGAUCUUAAAUGCAAGGAAAUGUGUUUAUUUUUGUAUUCUGGGUUAUAGAGAAGCACCAUGUAACAGCUAGCAGAAGUUUCAUCAUACUUCUGUUCAGAGUUACUGUGCAGGAAAAAGGAUCCAACAAGCAGAGGCUUUGAGUCUCUUGCCAAAUUACAGCUCUCGCAAAGCUUUGUGUCCCUCACAAGACUUUGAGAGGACAAACAAAAAGAAGACGAGCUGUCACAAAGGCUGCCAUAAGCGUGUUGUCAGCGAGGUUAAAUAUUUGCACUUUACAUAGCCCUAUAUUUGAUCAAUAACUAUAUAAAGUUGAAAAGACUAUAAUCAGUUAAAAGAUACCUCCAAACUAGCUGACACAGCACACUCAUUAUCUGUGUAAACAAGAGGACUCUAGGGCAGGAUGCAGUUGCAGCUAUUUUCUAUGUAAACAAAUGCACUUAGUGAUUGACUGGAGUUGCAGGUAUUUAUUGACCUGGUUUUCAUGAGUGACUGAUAGGAUUGUCUUUUUUUAUCUCCUCUGUUCUCCAGAAAGCUCUCCAAGACCCAAAUGUCGCAGCCUUCAUGGUUGAGCCUAUCCAGGGUGAGGCUGGGGUAGUGGUCCCUGACCAUGGCUACCUGACCAAAGUUAGAGAACUUUGCACCAAAUACAAUGUGAGUUUCCAAAAACUACACAAGCAUGCAUGAAUAAAAUGUUAGUUUUGAUCUGUUAGAAUCCGUAGAUUACUCGUAUUACAGUACCUGUUCAUCCUCAGGCUGACAAACUGCACCGUUCCUGUUUAAUGACCAGAAACAACACGUUAAAAACUCUCUCAGUCUCUCUGCUGUCUGGUUCACAAGCGUUUGCGGUUUUCCCAAAGGCCUUGCUCUUCAGGCUUUGUUUGGCCUUGAGAGUAAAUAUCAUCUUUCAGGCAUUGUAAAAGAAACUUAAACACAAAGACGGCAGCAACUUCUUGCAAAGUGACUCAUCUGCCUUCCAGAUUAGGAUCAAAGGUCAACCUGCAGUCUUCGCUUCAGUUAGUUUAAGAUUUUGAUUCUCCAGGUACAAAGAGCAGAAAGAUAUUGGAUUUGACAUGUGAAAGAGCAGGAAGGUAUAGGAAGGUUUACUCAAAUAGAAAUCCAAGCACAAUAUCUUUGUAAUAACAGAUCAAUUUUAACAGUUACUAAAGGCCACUGGUUCACUUGUUUUGUUUAGGUGUUGUGGAUCGCUGAUGAGGUGCAGACAGGCCUGGCGAGGACGGGCCGGCGGCUUGCUGUGGACCACGAAGAAGUCCGUCCAGACAUAGUGAUUCUGGGCAAAGCUCUUUCAGGAGGCGUUUACCCUGUAAGCAUUUUUGUUGUCCAGACACACUUUAUUUCACGCUAUAGAUUUUGUUUUUGUAUCAACAUUUGGUGUCCACUAUUAUUGGACCAAAGUAUAGAUCCUGAUUGUUUUGAGACUUUUACCUUUGCUUUAAUUGAUCUGUUUAUCUCAGGUGUCUGCUGUGCUGUGUGACGAUGAGAUAAUGCUCACCAUCAAGCCUGGAGAGCACGGGUCCACAUUCGGAGGCAACCCUGUGGCCUGUCAGGUUGCUAUGGCUGCACUAGAGGUCAGCAUAAAGUGCAUCCUAACUUAUCCUGUUAACUCAGCGCUCUCUUUUGUUUUGCCUUUGUCUUAUUCAUUAAAUGAUUUAAAGGGGAGACCUGACAAUGCAAGCUUUAUCCUCAAACUCUUGUUGUUGAUUUUAUUGUGCAGGUGAUGGAGAAGGAGAAGCUGGCCGAGAACGCUCAAAAGAUGGGAGAGAUUCUGCGGUCUGAGCUGAACAAACUUCCAAAAGACAUUGUGACCACAGUCAGAGGAAAAGGCCUGCUGAAUGCAGUCGUUAUCAAAGAGACCAAAGGUACUGAACUGACAUUUUUCUUCAAGGCCAGCCUUUUACAAAUCACUCAAAAGUGGAAUAUGUCUUUAAUUCUGAUGUACGUUCAAUCUGUUCUCCUCCAGACUAUGACGCCUGGAAAGUGUGCCUACGCCUUCGUGACAACGGACUGCUGGCCAAGCCCACCCAUGGGGACAUCAUCCGCUUGGCCCCUCCCCUCGUUAUCAAAGAGGACGAGCUGCGGGAAUGUGUCGACAUCAUCCAGAAAACCAUCCUGUCUUUCUAA